GGGCGGCGGCGCGCGGAAGCAUGUCCGCGGCGGAGCCCGGCGCGUCCCCGCAGAAGGCGCCCCUGUGCCCCUGGGCGGCGCUGCGUGCGGGCGGCCUGCUCGCCUGCUGCGUGCCGUGCCCGCCGGAUGGCACCUGCUCCGCCCGGGCGCGCGGCAGCGGCGCCGACGCGGACGGCGCCGCCGGCCGCUGCGGAGGCGCCGGCGGGUCCUCUGCCUCGGGCGGGCGGCGGCACGGCAGGUUUGCCGAGGACGAAGACCACGCCCUGGCGUUGGCCCUGUCCACCGAGGAGGACCUGGUGUCCGACUACGUGCCCGUGGGCUUCCGCGGGCCGCCGGCCGCCGCCGCCUCCGCCCGGGCGCGCCUUUGCGGGCCCUGG
Molecule: messenger RNA, 377 nt
Organism: Prorocentrum cordatum
Lineage: Eukaryota; Dinophyceae; Prorocentrales; Prorocentraceae
Source: the annotation of a GenBank genome assembly